Messenger RNA from Pteronotus mesoamericanus, 669 nucleotides. It is a transcript of the gene VWC2L, whose product is annotated as von Willebrand factor C domain containing 2 like. The record is from RefSeq and is a predicted model, not a curated record. Gene Ontology annotation, molecular function: protein binding. Lineage: Eukaryota; Metazoa; Chordata; Mammalia; Chiroptera; Mormoopidae. Gene Ontology annotation, biological process: negative regulation of BMP signaling pathway. Gene Ontology annotation, cellular component: AMPA glutamate receptor complex. The transcript is spliced from 3 exons. Bases 1 to 669 code for a protein of 222 amino acids.
AUGGCUCUUCAUAUUCAUGAAGCUUGCAUACUUCUGUUGGUCAUACCUGGAUUGGUCACCUCUGCUGCCAUCAGUCAUGAAGACUACCCUGCUGAUGAAGGUGACCAGACCUCCAGUAAUGACAACCUGAUCUUUGAUGAUUAUCGAGGGAAAGGGUGUGUGGAUGACAGCGGCUUUGUCUACAAGUUGGGAGAACGAUUUUUCCCAGGGCAUUCCAACUGUCCAUGUGUCUGUGCCCUGGAUGGACCUGUUUGUGACCAGCCAGAAUGCCCUAAAAUUCACCCAAAGUGUACUAAAGUAGAACACAAUGGAUGCUGUCCUGAGUGCAAAGAAGUGAAAAACUUUUGUGAAUAUCAUGGGAAAAAUUACAAAAUCUUGGAGGAAUUUAAGCCCUCUCCAUGUGAAUGGUGUCGCUGUGAGCCCAGCAAUGAAGUUCACUGUGUUGUAGCAGACUGCGCAGUUCCUGAGUGUGUCAACCCAGUCUAUGAACCAGAACAAUGUUGUCCUGUCUGCAAAAAUGGUCCAAACUGCUUUGCAGGAACUACAAUAAUUCCGGCUGGCAUUGAAGUGAAAGUGGAUGAAUGUAACAUCUGUCACUGUCACAACGGGGACUGGUGGAAGCCGGCUCAGUGUUCAAAACGCGAAUGCCAAGGCAAGCAGAUUGUGUAG